Messenger RNA from Callorhinus ursinus (northern fur seal), 3059 nucleotides. It is a transcript of the gene SLC35F6, whose product is annotated as solute carrier family 35 member F6. Gene Ontology annotation, molecular function: transmembrane transporter activity. The record is from RefSeq and is a predicted model, not a curated record. Gene Ontology annotation, cellular component: membrane; intracellular membrane-bounded organelle. Gene Ontology annotation, biological process: transmembrane transport. NCBI's taxonomy places the organism in Eukaryota, Metazoa, Chordata, Mammalia, Carnivora, Otariidae.
GCCCGGCCCGGAAGCGCUCGCUCCCGAGACCCCCGGGUGACGGGGUCGGGAGCUGCCGUCGGGAGCGAGCGGGUAGGUCGCGGGGGUCCCUGCAGUUUCCCGCUCACCGCAUCCGCCGCCAUGGCCUGGACCAAAUACCAGCUGUUCCUGGCUGGGCUCAUGCUCGUCACCGGCUCCAUCAACACGCUCUCGGCCAAGUGGGCAGACAACUUCGUGGCCCCAGGCUGUGGAGGGAUCAAGGAGCACAGCUUCCAGCAUCCCUUUCUCCAGGCAGUGGGCAUGUUCCUGGGGGAGUUGUCCUGCCUGGCGGCCUUCUUCCUGCUCCGGUGCAGAGCUGCGAGGCACCCAGAUGCCAGCAUGGAUCCCCAGCAGCCCUUCAACCCCCUUCUUUUCCUGCCCCCUGCCCUGUGCGACAUGACAGGGACCAGCAUCAUGUAUGUGGCCCUGAACAUGACGAGUGCCUCCAGUUUCCAGAUGCUCCGGGGCGCAGUGAUCAUAUUCACGGGCCUAUUCUCAGUGGCCUUCCUGGGGCGGAGGCUGGCGCUGAGCCAGUGGCUGGGCAUCCUUGCCACCAUCGUGGGGCUGGUGGUUGUGGGCCUGGCCGACCUCCUGAGCAAGCAUGAUGAUCAGCACAAGCUCAGCGAAGUGAUCACAGGGGACCUGUUGAUCAUCAUGGCCCAGAUCAUCGUCUCCAUCCAGAUGGUGCUCGAGGAGAAGUUCGUCUACAGGCAUAAUGUGCACCCGCUGCGGGCGGUUGGCACUGAGGGCCUCUUUGGCUUCGUGAUCCUGUCCCUGCUGCUGGUGCCCAUGUACUACAUCCCCGCCGGCUCCUUCAGUGGAAACCCCCGAGGGACGCUGGAGGACACGCUGGACGCCUUCUGCCAGGUGGGCCGACAGCCGCUCAUCGCCCUGGCGCUGCUGGGCAACAUCAGCAGCAUCGCCUUCUUCAACUUUGCGGGCAUCAGCGUCACCAAAGAACUGAGCGCCACCACCCGCAUGGUGCUGGACAGCCUGCGCACCAUUGUCAUCUGGGCACUGAGCCUGGCGCUGGGCUGGGAGGCCUUCCACCCUCUGCAGAUCCUGGGCUUCUUCAUCCUCCUGAUGGGCACCGCCCUCUACAAUGGGCUGCACCGCCCGCUGCUGACUCGCCUGGCCAGGGGUCGCCCACCCUCAGCAGAAGAGGGCGAGCAUGAGAGACUGCUCGCUGGUGCUCGGACUCCCAUCAAUGAUGCCAGCUGAGCCUCUGGUGGGUUCUCUGCUGCUACCUGGAUGCACCUUGUCCACCCUGAGGCCGAGGCCACACAGUGGACAGUGUCCUGUCCCCAAGGCCUCACCCUGCCCCUCCUCACAGACCCCCGAGCCCCCCAGAGCAGCUGCUGCCACAGGAGAUGACCAGACACCCAGGUCCUCCUUUGUCACCACCCCCGGCAGCCCCCACAGGCCUGAGUGCGGUGACCCUACGCCCUGCCAGGUUCCCACCCCACACCCCCCAAGCCCCUCCUGCAGCACUAGCACUAAAUCAUGAAGUGGUAUCGCAGGAACUAACAUCCCUAAGAUUUCCUCCUAAAUCAUACACUAAAUUUGGUUCUCCAGAGAAGAGAGGUCAGUGAACAAAUUCAAACCGGAACUAAGCGCCAUAUUUUCUAGAACUUGUAGGCUCUUCGCUAACCCUGUCUUGGAGACCUAAGUUUUAGCUGGACUCUGCCACAAACACAGCAUAUGUCCCCCAGCCCAUUAGCUACUGGCCCUGGGCCUUUGGGUCCUUGUCUGUAAAGCAGAAGGUGCAGUUGCUGCGGCUUCAGUACCUUCCAGCCUCUGCGGGGCCCACCCUGCGGGAGAGGAGGAGCCCGUUCCUUGGAACGGACCCUUUGCCCACAGUGCCUCCUCCCCGUGCCAGUGUUAGUCCUUGCUCCCACGCUCUCAAGGCCUCCCUGCCUGCGGGAGAUGUCGGGAUUUCCAAGCAGCCCUUAAUAGCAGCUUCUAUGAACUCUUCACCUUCCAUUUUAAAGAUGAAAAGACUGAGGCCCAGGGACGUAAGUGGUCUUGUAAGAAGACUCUCCUGCUGUGGACUCUGGCCAUGCACUUGGGAUCCAGAGCACAUCUGGACCUCAACCCCACCCCCAGCAACCUGACUCCCUAGAUAUCCCUCCAGGGUGAUGAAUUUACAGCACCGCACCAUUUAGAGUAAUUCUGGUAUCCUAGGCAUGUGUUAAAUGCUCAGCGGUAAUCCUCUGGCGUAACAACCUGCUCAGGUGCGUGCAGAUGAAGCCGUGGCCCAGAGGUGGUUAACUGGCUUCCUCACGGAACCAGCAGUCCAAGCUAGGUUUGCCUGAUUCCAAACCUGCAGCUCCACCCACCGUACAGGUCUCUGGGGUCGUCGGGGUAAAUUUCCCAUGGCCGGGGUAAAAGCUUCAUGUGCUGUUGCCCUCCCCACCCUGAAGAGAGGGGACUGGUAUUGGGGGCCCCAAGGAGCGGAGCAGCUCUUCCUUAUGGAGUUCCUCACUCCGUGGCAGUUUCUGGAACCUCAGACCAUUUUUCUGGGCAGCUCAAUCAUAAAACAAAACACCGAAUGCCUUCCUUAAAAUAGAUUCUGGGGGAAGGGAUCUUUGACAAACAAAGCCCUCAGGCUGUGUGGAAAUCAGCAGGUUAUUACAGUUUGUUGGGAGAGGAGGGCCUCUCCAUGCCACCAGCUCCGAGUCCCAGGGGCCCCGGAGUUUUUGUGGGUCACAGUGUGUGCCACAAAAGGAAAUGGAGGGUAAGUGUGGUGGGGACUCCAGCCGCCCUGUCCAAAACAACUGGGACCUUACAGUGUCGUUCUAGGCUCUGUUUUUAAAAACAAAAGGGAAAUUGGCAGUGUGGCUUUUUUUUUUUUUUUUUUUUUUUUUUAAUGGGAGGGAAGGAGCACAAGGGUUAAACAUCAGGCCUGCCACCAAAUCAGGCAAAUCACUUUAGCUCUGGAGCUUUGGGUCUUCACAUCUCUAAAGUGGGAAAGCCGGCCCUCCAUCUUGCUGGAUGAACGCAAAAAUCACGUGAGAUAAUAAAUCGAAGGUGCCUGUAAA